Messenger RNA from Penicillium maclennaniae, 1107 nucleotides. RefSeq names its product pyridoxal phosphate-dependent aminotransferase. Gene Ontology annotation, molecular function: pyridoxal phosphate binding; catalytic activity. NCBI's taxonomy places the organism in Eukaryota, Fungi, Ascomycota, Eurotiomycetes, Eurotiales, Aspergillaceae. Gene Ontology annotation, biological process: biosynthetic process. Bases 1 to 1107 code for a protein of 368 amino acids. The record is from RefSeq and is a predicted model, not a curated record. The transcript has a single exon.
AUGAAAUACGAACGAAUGCCUAUUGAGAUUGAAUCUCCAGAAGAGUAUGGCUAUGACAAGAUCAAGUACAAUCUGUCCGAAAGCUCUGUCGCUGAUCAGUCACUUGAAUCCCUUGGAUUGGGCAUCCCGAAUCUUACCCUUCUUUACAACGAGCAUCAAGGUGACUCUCGACUCCGAGAAAUUAUUGCGUCUGACGCAGGCUUAAGCAAGAAUGAUGUUCUCAUCACCGGUGGUGCCUCGGGAGCCCUUUUUAUCAUUGCGACUUCGCAAUUGACACCCCACGAUCACAUCGUGGUUGUGCGACCCAACUAUGCGACCAAUUUAGAGACCCCGCGGGCCAUUGGUUGCGAUAUCAGCUUUGUUGACCUCGAGUUUGGAUCUGGCUUCCAGCCGAACGUGGCCUUCAUUGAAUCUUGCAUCACCCCUAAGACUAAACUGGUCUCCAUCACUAGUCCACACAAUCCGACUGGUACCCUCAUUACCAGAGAGGCUUUGGACGAGCUUGUCGCUCUUACUAAAAGGAAGAAUUGUCUCCUACUUGUGGACGAAACGUACCGGGAUGUGCACUAUGGCACACAGCUUCCCAUUGCAGCAUCUCUUGGGGAUCAUGUUCUCAGCGUUAGCUCUCUGUCCAAGUCUUUUGGUGUGCCAGGUAUUCGACUAGGAUGGGUCACAACACAGAACAAAACGCUCCAGGAAGUUUUACUGGCUGCAAAAGAGCAAAUCAGUAUUAGUGGAAGCGUGAUCAACGAGUGGAUUGCGACACAGCUAUUGUCGAACAGGCGCAAUAUUCUGGCGGUGACGAACGAAGAAAUGGGAACAAGAGUUGAUAUGGUUAAAUCUUGGGUUGAAAGGGAAGAUCUUCUGGAGUGGAUUGAACCAGCAGGUGGAGUGGUGUGCUUUCCUCAGAUGAAGAAGGAACCAGCUGGCGGCACAGUCGCUUUCUAUGAAAGACUGCUGAAGAAGUAUCAGACGUAUGUCGGACCAGGUCAUUGGUUUGGAAUGCCUGAUACAUACUUCCGUCUUGGCUUCGGCUGGCCAACCAGGGAGGAGCUUGUCGCUGGUAUGGAGGCUAUCACCAAGGCUUUGAGGGACGACUGUGAGUGA